AGCCAAAAUCAACCGAUAUUAAAAAUAUGUCGAUAUACUAGUGAAUAAAGCCGGAAAAUUAUCGUAAUAUAAAUAUUUUGCGAAUAAGUACACAGGCAAGUUACAUUGAUGCCGCUAACUGCUCGACAACGAAGUAUUCACAAUAAAAAUGGUGCCAAAAGAACGGCUAGUUUCACCAAAGGAAAGAGAUCUCGGAAGCCCAGCGAAGGAGAAUAUCUAUUCACAAAUGCUCCGUCUGAUCUACGUAGUAUAGCAUACCCAGGCGGUGCGGUAGCUUUGGGGCUGUUGCUGGUAGCCCGUUUAACUUCAGGAUAUUGGGGGCAGAUAGCAGACUGUGAUGAGACUUACAAUUACUGGGAGCCUUUGCACUAUUUGGUGUAUGGAAAUGGCCUACAAACAUGGGAAUACAGUCCAGUAUAUGCAAUACGGUCAUAUAUGUCACUGUGGCUGUUUGCAGUACCAGCUAAAGUGCUUUCCUUUGUCAUGGCUCCAGUCUCCGUGUUUUAUAGUAUAAGAGGCCUGCUCGCUGUGCUGACUGCUUGUGCUGAACUUAUGUUUUAUAAGGCCGUGUGCCACGAGUUCGGCGUUCACGUGGGGCGGGUGUGGCUUUGCCUGGCGCUACCGGCUGCGGGUUGCUUCGCAUCCACCGCGGCCAUGCUUCCGUCGGCGUGGAGCGGCGCGUUGGUCUCCGCGGCGCUGGCCUGCUGGUGGCGGAAGCGGUACCCGCCAGCCAUCAUGUUGACCGCUGCGACUGUUCUGCUCAGUUGGCCAUUCACAGCCUUGCUAGGCUUGCCGAUAGCAAUAGACAUGAUCUUUAUUAAACGGCAAUAUACAGACUUUAUAAAGUGGUCGAUCAUCUCUCUUGCCAUCAUUCUGCUGCCGACGGUAGCUGUGGACUCGUGGCAUUACGGCCGCCUCGUGGUCACCCCGUGGAACAUACUGGCAUAUAACAUCUUCACUGAGCACGGGCCCGAUUUGUAUGGCGUGGAACCUUGGACUUAUUACUUUGUGAAUGGCUUCCUGAAUUUUAAUAUUGUUUGGGUGCUGGCGCUGUCGUGCCCGCUUCUCUUGCUGGCAUGUACGUUGAUUUCGACACGUUCGACGGCGCGUGCGUCUUUUUGCGCGCCGUACUGGCUGAGUCUCAUGCCUCUGGCUCUCUGGCUGGCAGUGUUCAUGACGCAGCCGCAUAAGGAAGAGAGGUUCCUCUACCCCGUGUACGGUAUGAUAGUGCUGGCGGGGGCGAUAGCUCUGGACUGCUUGCAGAAGAUGACGUUCGCUGUGGGCACGGAAUUGCUGCGCUGGCGCAAGGAGCGAGAGAGACGGCACUACCUCGUGUACACCGGCCCGCUCGUCGUUAUGUGCGUGCUACUUGCGGGAGUUGCUAGUAUAUCACGAACGACCGCUCUGUUUAACCAUUAUCACGGCCCGAUGGCGAUACUACGCCACAUCCCCGAACAAGCUGACAGUAACGGCGUUUUUAACGUGUGCUUCGGAAAAGAAUGGUACAGAUCUCCGUCCAGCUUCCACGUACCGGACGCGUACCGGAUACGAUUCGUACCGAGCGAGUUUAAAGGUCAACUGCCUGCGCCUUACGACGAUGGACAUAAUGCUACUCGAACAGUCCACCAAUACUUCAACGAUAUGAACCAAGGCGACAAUCAAACAUACCUCCGACCGUCCGAUUGCCAUUACCUCGUUGACUCGGAUAUCGGAACACCAUCGAAACUGCAGCCGCCGUACCAUAAAAACACAAAUGCAUGGGAAAUUAUCGCCUCAGUGCCUAUAUUAGACGCCACUAAAUCCCAUAGGAUAUUUCGUGCUUUCUAUGUCCCGGUUUUGUCGAAUAAAAAUGUCGUCUACGCCAAUAUGUAUUUGUUGAGGAACAAAAAUAUCAAUAUAUAAUAAUUAGGCUCAAGUUUUUGACUGUCUCGAGUGAAUUCACAUUUAUCCUAUCGAAAGUUAGUUGGAAAGUCAAAGUCAAAGUCAAAUAUUGUGUACGCGACUAUGUAUUUGUUGUGGAAUAAAAUCAAUAAUAACUAAGCGAAAUUUGUUAAUCGUCUCGAGUGAAUUCACAUUUAUCCUAUCGAAAGUUAGUUGGAAAGUCAAAGUCAAAAAUUGUGUACGUUACUAUGUAUUUGUUGGGGAAUAAAAUCAAUAAUAAUUAGGCGCAAGUUUUUGACUGUUUUGAGUCAAUUCACAUUUAUCCUAUCGAAAGAUAGUUGGAAAGUCAAAGUCAAAGUCAAAUAUUGUGUACGCGACUAUGUAUUUGUUGUGGAAUAAAAUCAAUAAUAACUAAGCGAAAUUUGUUAAUCGUCUCGAGUGAAUUCACAUUUAUCCUAUCGAAAGUUAGUUGGAAAGUCAAAGUCAAAAAUUGUGUACGUUACUAUGUAUUUGUUGGGGAAUAAAAUCAAUAAUAAUUAGGCGCAAGUUUUUGACUGUUUUGAGUCAAUUCACAUUUAUCCUAUCGAAAGAUAGUUGGAAAGUCAAAGUCAAAGUCAAAUAUUGUGUACGCGACUAUGCAUUUGUUGGGGAAUAAAAUCAAUACUAAUUUGGUGGAAUUUGUUAAUCGUCUUGAGUGAAUUCAAUUUAUCCUAUCGAAAGUUAUUUGGAAAGUCAAAGUCAAAAAUUGUGUACGUUACUAUGUAUUUGUUGGGGAAUAAAAUCAAUAAUAAUUAGGCGCAAGUUUUUGACUGUUUUGAGUCAAUUCACAUUUAUCCUAUCGAAAGAUAGUUGGAAAGUCAAAGUCAAAGUCAAAUAUUGUGUACGCGACUAUGCAUUUGUUGGGGAAUAAAAUCAAUACUAAUUUGGUGGAAUUUGUUAAUCGUCUUGAGUGAAUUCAAUUUAUCCUAUCGAAAGUUAUUUGGAAAGUCAAAGUCAAAAAUUGUGAACGUUACUAUGUAUUUGUUGGGGAAUAAAAUCAAUUAGGCGCAAGUUUUUGACUGUUUUAGUGAAUUCAUAUUUGUCCUAUCGAAAGUUAGUCAAAUAUUGUGUACGCCAAUAUGUAAUUUUUGAGAAACAUUGUCACCAAUUAUGCUUAAGUUUUUAAACUGUCUUGACUGAAUCCAUACAAAUCUACUUUAUUGUAUCAUCGAAAAACAUUGCAUUUUUAUAGUUCCUCUAUAUUUUAAAUCAAUCGAACCUUAUGUAUUAUUAUUUGAAUUUGUAAUCUUAUACUAAUCUAAAAGCUGAAGAAUGAUUAGAAAAAUUCCUUCAACGUUUGAUAGCCCAUUUAUCGACGAAGGUAGGCUAUUUAUCAUCACGCUAAGACCAAUAAAAGCAUCGCAAUGAAGAAUGUCUCAAAAUUGGGGGUUUUUCUCCCUUUUGUGAGCUUUCGC
Molecule: messenger RNA, 3335 nt
Organism: Pararge aegeria (speckled wood butterfly)
Lineage: Eukaryota; Metazoa; Arthropoda; Insecta; Lepidoptera; Nymphalidae
Gene: Alg9
Product: alpha-1,2-mannosyltransferase ALG9
Exons: 9
Coding region: 109-1902 (597 amino acids)
Biological process (GO): protein N-linked glycosylation
Cellular component (GO): endoplasmic reticulum membrane
Molecular function (GO): alpha-1,2-mannosyltransferase activity
Source: RefSeq, a predicted model, not a curated record